AUGGAUGACUGGAAACCACUUCUUGUUCUUCUGUUUGUUUCCACCUUCUGCUCUACAGAUGCACAGCAGACUGUCAGUGUGUACACCUCCACUAGUUUUUCCUCAAUGAAGAGAAAAAGUUGGGGGUUAGAGACUAUGCUGUCAAAACAAUAUGCUGAUGUUAUUUUCCUUGUUGACUCCACUAAAAACAUGAGCCUUUCAACCUUUGGGAAAAUAAAACAUUUAGUAUCCCAAAUAGUCAAACAGCUAGAUGUUGGGCUUAAUAAGUAUAGGAUUGGCCUAGUCCAGUUUAGUGGCAUAGGAUAGGUGGAGUUUUUAUGGAACACUGAAAAUAACGAGGUGUUUGACCACAUUUAGCAGAGCAUUGCAUUCACUGUAGGCUCAUUGAAGACUGGAGGUGUGAUGAAGUUUUUGCAGGAAGGCAUUUUCAUGGAUGGUGCUGGAAGAUGGCUCAGUGAAGGCACUCCACAGGUUGUAGUAGUCCUCACACCUGAAUCCAGACACAGUAUCAUGGAGGCAACCUACGUGGAAGAAAAGAUGAAUCUCCUCUAGUACGAAUUCCUAGAUUAUGAAGGGGAGAGCAUUGAUCUGCUCUGGAAAAACAUUGGCAGUGAUAUAGAAGCCUCACUUCAGAAGCUUUAUGACCUUCAUCCAAGUGUGCCAGCAGCUCUUGCAAAUACUGUGUUACUUGUGGAUAAAUCCAUCAAAAUUAGGUCGAAAAACUUCCAGCUGAUAAGGGCCUUUCUGUUAAAAAUUGUUAAUGCCCUAGAUCAGGGGUCCUCAAACUAUGGCCCGCGGGCCAGAUACGGCCCCCUAGGGUCCUCAAUCUGGCCCACCAAUAUUGGUCCAAGUAAUGUAAGAAUUGGGCUAGUGUUUUACAGUAGUGAGCAGAAGCUAGAGUUCACACUGAACACAUUCAAGGAUAAAUUGGAAAUCCUGAAUUACUUGAAGAACUUAUCUGGUGUUAUAGACCUGCAUUCAAAAAUUCCUUUCACCAGGAUCCUUGUUCCCACUGGUGAACCAACUGUACCAUUGGAUAGAGCUAAUCUUCCCAUGGCUAUAAAAGCUUUGAAAGGAGAUGGAAUCAACUUAACUGCUCUUGGAGUGAACAAAGCAAGCAGAACAGAACUUGAAAAGAUGAUCGGGUCAAGAUUGCUCUUUGCAGAGAGUUAUGAUGCACUGACAAUAAAAAGCAGUCAAGUGACAGAUCUGGUAUUCCUGAUAGGAUCAGAAGGCAUAUCAAAAAGUAAUUUUUCUGUCAUGAAGACCUUCAUGAUGGAAGUUGUGGACAGCUUUGUUAUUUCUAGGGAUAAAGUAUAUGUUGGAAUAGUCCAGUACAACCAAGAGCCCCAGAAAGAAUUUUCUCUUAGUGAGUUCUAUACUGAUACUAUGAUAAAGGAACAGAGCAACAGAAUCGAGCAAUUGCGGUCCUCUGUGUUCACUGCCAAAGGGCUGAGGCUUGUCCUGAGCCUUUUUCAACCUGCUAAUGGAGGCUGCAAGAGCCAAGAAGUCUCACAGAACCUUGUAGUGAUUACAGGUGGGUACUCAUCUGACAAGGUGAAGGAUGCAGCAUCAGUGGCUUUGCGAAGCAAUGGGAUCUGUGUCUUUGCAGUUGACAUAGGGAUUAUAAACUUCUUUGAGCUGCUUUUAAUAGCUGGUGAUGCAAGAAGAACGUUCACAGUGGAAAACUUUGACAUUGAGAGGAGUAUUGUUAAUCAGGUCUGUGAAUCCAAAGAUCUUCCUAGCCAGGAUUGUGAUAUAGAUCUUUCUAUAGCAAUUGAUAUUUCAAAGCACAUACAUCCAGCAUCCACAGUGCUUCUGAAACAGAAAUUGCAAGAAUUCCUCACCAAGCUUUUACUCCAGAUGAAAUCGCUGCCAAAUACCAGCUGUAAUGCUGGAUCUCCAGUCAACAUUAGAUUCAAGUUCCAGGUGUUGUCACAGACCAAACAAUUCAUCUUUGACUCUGAUUUUGAAGACUAUAAUGAAGAGGUCAUCCAGAAGUUCUUAGAUGCACAGACCACUGUGGACACCUACCUGAAUGCAGACUUCUUACAGGCACUUGUGGAGAAGUUCUUCAGUGUGACCUCUGCUAAAGUGAAGGUUCUGUUAGUAUUUUCAGAUGGGCUGGACGAUUCACUGGAAGAUCUCAGAAAAACAGCUGACUCCCUUCGCUUUAAAGGUCUUGAUGCACUUCUAUUAGUUGGCCUGGACAAUACACAGAAUUUGACUGAACUUCAGGAAAUAGAGUUUGGCAGAGGGUUUGGAUACAACAAACCUCUGAGUGUUGGGUUUGCACAGAUUGCAAAUAUCUUGCAGAGAAACCUUGAUACUGUAGCAGAAAGGAAAUGCUGUAUGGUUGUUUGUAAAUGCCUUGGAGAAAAUGGUGAUCGUGGUGGUCAGGGAAGUCCUGGGAGAAAGGGAAGUAUGGGUUACACAGGAUCUCCUGGCCAUCCUGGUGAGGAAGGUGGGAUUGGGGAGAGAGGCCCAACUGGUUUCAAUGGGACCCAAGGAGACAGGGGAUGUCCAGGCGACAGAGGCCAUAAGGGGGCCAGAGGCUAUAGAGGAAGUCAGGGCGAACAUGGUGAGAGUGGAUUUGAUGGCACAGAUGGAGAGCAGGGAGAACACGGAUUUCCUGGACCUUCUGGAGAGAAAGGCAACACAGGAAAACGGGGCAGAAAAGGCACCAGAGGAGAGCCAGGUGAACGAGGAGAAUCUGGUUUAAGAGGAGAUCAUGGAGAUCCUGGGACUAGCAAUAGUGUUCCUGGUCCUAAGGGUGAAAAGGGGAACCCAGCACGACAGGGAGACCCAGGACCACAUGGACUUCAAGGAGAACAGGGUGAUGCUGGCCCUGAUGGUGCAACAGGUCGAAGAGGCCCUCCAGGUGUAAAGGGUGAGCAAGGACAUCUGGGGGAAGCAGGUUACCCAGGAGACUCUGGUCUUCCAGGCCCACAGGGCCCAAGAGGACCACAAGGGAUGAGAGGACCUCCGGGAACACAAGGCAUGCCAGGCCCUCUGGCUAGUCUGGGGGCCCCAGGUUCACCUGGCUCUGCUGGGAAGUUAGGUGCAAGAGGAGCAAAGGGUGAAGCUGGUGACCCUGGAGAGCAGGGCCCAGUGGGACCUGCUGGACAGAGAGGCAUGCCUGGUAUGGAUGGCAGAGAUGCCUAUGGUCCUGAAGGAAGAAAAGGAGCAAAGGGAGAAUCUGGAUUCACAGGAUACCCUGGUGUAGAGGGAGAAGAUGGAGACCCAGGCAUUCCAGGAGCUGAAGGACCCAAAGGACUUAGGGGUAGAAGAGGUAAUGCUGGUAGACCAGGUUCCUUGGGAGAUCCAGGGGACCAAGGGCCAUCAGGACCUAUGGGUGCCAAGGGACCGAUGGGCACCAUUUUAAUGGAACCUUGUGAACUUGUGAAUUUUACACGAAAAAACUGCCCUUGCUCAUCAGACACAUGUCCAGUUUAUCCAACUGAAGUGGUGUUUGCCUUUGAUAUGUCUGAAGAUGUUAUGCCAGCUGCAUUUGAAAGAAUGAGGAACAUUGUUAUAUUAUUGCUGAAGAGCAUUAAGAUCAGUGAAAGCAAUUGCCCAACAGGCGCUCGUGUCUCUGUUGUUUCUUUCAAUACCAAUACACGCUAUCUCAUCCGAUUCUCAGAGUUCAAAAAAAGCAACUUGCUGAUAGAAGCAAUCCAGAGCAUACCGCUAGAGAGAUCCACUGGUAAACGUAAUAUUGGGGCAGCAAUGAGAUUUGUUGCAAGAAAUGUCUUCAAACGUGUUCGUCAGGGCAUCCUCACAAGAAAAGUUGCCCUGUUUUUUGCAAAUGGUCCAUCGCAGGAUGACGUUGCCAUCAGCACAGCUGUACUUGAGUUGAGUGCCUUGGAUAUCACUCCAGUAGUUAUCGCCUUCAGUGAAGUGCCAAAUGUCAGACGUGCCUUCUCAAUUGAUGAUACUAGAAGAUUUCAAUUAUUUGUUUGGGAAAGACAACAGAAUGAAAGUUUGGAGAGCAUCACCUAUUGUACACUUUGCUUUGAUAAAUGCAAACCAAGUACCAACUGUGAGGUGCCUUUUUCUCCCCCUGUUCUGAUGGAUAUGGAUAUCACUUACAUCCUGGACAGCUCUCGCAGCAUCAGCAGUGAAGAUUAUCAGAGAGCCAAAGACUUUGUGAGCAACAUGCUAGAUCAGUUUGUUGUUUCCUCACAGCCAAAUGAAUCAUAUGGAGGCAUCAGAGUUGCACUGGUGCAGCAGGCUCCAAGGGGCUUCCUGCCUGACAGAAACCAGACCCCUGUUGCCUUGGAGUUUGAUCUAGUCACAUACAGCAAUAAAGAUCUGAUGAAGAAACAUAUCCAAGAGUCUGUUCACCAACUGGAAGGGCCAUCAGCCAUUGCAUCUGCCCUACAGUGGACAGUUGAAAACGUAUUCUUUAAAGCCCCCAGACAAAGAAAGCACAGGGUUAUAUUUGCAAUAGUUGGGAGCAAAACAAGCUUGUGGGACAGAGAGAAACUGGGAGAGAUUUCACUUGGAGCCAAGUGCCAAGGAUUCACCUUGUUCACUCUUGCACUUGGCAGUGAUGUCAGUGACAAUCAGCUGAUGGAGCUGUCAAGCUCCCCCACAGACCAGCACUUAGUUAUGUUGAGGGGCAGGGUUUCAACAGCUGAGAUGGUGUACGCUCAGAGGUUCAGCCGAACAUUUCUAAAUCUUCUACAACAACAAAUGAACAGCUAUCCCUCACCUGAACUUCAAGAAGAGUGUGAAAACUUAGAUCAGGGAGACACAGAGCAGCAAGUGUCUAUGAUUGAAAGAGUGCCUUUUUCUGGAACUGAUGAAACUUGUUACAGUCCUGGAUUAGAAGACAUGGAAAGAACUGAAAGUCAAAUCCUGGAGAAUAUUAAAGAGACCACCACUAAAUCUGUAUACACAAUACCAGAAAUGAGAUAUGAUUAUGAAGAGAAUGAGUAUUUUACAGGGGAAGAUGCUGAAGGAAAAAAGCCACAAGAAUAUGGAGAAGCUCAGGAGGAGAACAAAGAAAACUUAGAGGCAACAGUAGAAACUAGAGCUGCCUAUAGUGAUUAUGAUGCAUGUGACCUUGUUCAAGAUAGUGGAGAAUGUCAGAAUUAUGUUCUGAAGUGGUACUACGACAAAGAGCAGAAAAUGUGUGGUCAGUUCUGGUAUGGGGGCUGUGGAGGCAAUAAAAAUAGAUUUGAAACUCAAGAAGAAUGUGGAUUCUUGUGUAUAGAGUUUUCCUAG
This is a messenger RNA of Antrostomus carolinensis (chuck-will's-widow), 5232 nucleotides long. Its product is annotated as collagen alpha-4(VI) chain. Gene Ontology annotation, molecular function: serine-type endopeptidase inhibitor activity. The record is from RefSeq and is a predicted model, not a curated record. Lineage: Eukaryota; Metazoa; Chordata; Aves; Caprimulgiformes; Caprimulgidae.